GCUGAUUGGAGGCGAAACUUUUGCGGAUUACUCCUAAUGAAAUCUAAAUAUUUUUUAAUAGAAUUUAAUACACAGUAGUUAACAUUUGUAAAAAAAUAUGUUUUCUUUUCUAAAAAGUCGUCCAGUUUUUUGGGCCAGUGUCACAGGCACCACGGUGGGUGUUGCGUUUUUUAUUAAGGAUUUAAUGCAAGGAGAGAUGUUCAAAAAUCCCAUAAGAGCUGAGAACAAGGUAGUGAUUGUGACAGGGGCCAAUACAGGUAUUGGCAAGGAAACGGUGCGUGAGUUGGCUAAUCGAGGUGCAACCAUUUACAUGGCCUGUCGCGAUAUGCAAAAAUGCGAAGAGGCCCGCGACGAACUCGUUUUAGAAAGCUCCAAUAAACACAUCUAUUGCCGGCAUUGCGAUUUAGCAUCGAUGGAUUCCGUACGUAAAUUUGUUGAUGGUUUCAAAAAGGAACAGGAGAGACUAGAUAUCCUUAUUAACAAUGCUGGUGUUAUGCGUUGUCCCCGUUCAAGUACAAAGGAUGGUUUCGAAAUGCAGUUGGGGGUCAAUCACAUGGGCCACUUUCUCCUAACUAAUUUGCUGCUUGAUUUGUUAAAAAAAUCUGUGCCGAGUCGUAUUGUUACUGUUUCUAGUUUAGCGCAUACACGUGGAGAAAUCAACACAGGUGACUUAAAUAGUGAUAAAGCGUACAACCCAGGUAGAGCUUACAAUCAAAGCAAAUUGGCCAAUAUAUUAUUUACACGUGAACUGGCAAAACGUUUGGAGGGUACAGGUGUUUCAGCUAAUGCGCUACAUCCUGGCGUUGUAGAUACGGAACUUUUCAGACAUAUGGGCUUCUUUAACAGUUUCUUUGCUAAUUUGUUCUUCAAACCACUAUUUUGGCCCUUCAUUAAGUCAGCUAAAAAUGGUGCUCAAACCACGCUGUAUGUUGCCUUGGAUCCAGAGUUAGCCAAUGUCUCAGGAAAGUACUUCAGCGAUUGUAAUUUGAAAGACGUAGCGCCAGCUGCUAUGGACGAUGCUUUAGCGAAGUGGCUGUGGGCUGUGAGUGAAAAAUGGACUAAGUUAAGCAAAUGAAUAUAUGAAUAUUAUAAUAUAUUCAUAUAUAUAAUAUAAAUAAAAUAAUAUAAAUAAAAAUAUUUUUGUUUUUA
This is a messenger RNA of Zeugodacus cucurbitae (melon fly), 1149 nucleotides long. RefSeq names its product retinol dehydrogenase 13. The transcript is spliced from 7 exons. Bases 98 to 1075 code for a protein of 325 amino acids. The record is from RefSeq and is a predicted model, not a curated record. Lineage: Eukaryota; Metazoa; Arthropoda; Insecta; Diptera; Tephritidae.